Molecule: messenger RNA, 378 nt
Organism: Porites evermanni
Lineage: Eukaryota; Metazoa; Cnidaria; Anthozoa; Scleractinia; Poritidae
Source: the annotation of a GenBank genome assembly
AUGAUAAGGUACAAUGGGGGAGGAGUAGCCAUGAUGAUGAUUGCAAGGGCAAAGGAAGCCUUGAUGGAAUGGAUGCCAAUUAACAAAAGGAUUAUUACAGCACGAUUCUACUCAAAGUAUGAAAAACUGACAGUGGUAAAAGCAUAUGCACCAACAAAUGACGCGAUGGAUAAGGAAAACAAUGAACUCUACAACCAGCUGCCGGACACUGCAUCAGACUGCAAUGGAAAUGAUAUUAUGGUGGUGAAAGGAGAUUUGAAUGCUCAGGUAGCCAAAAACAAUACCAAUAGAGAGGAGGUUGUGGGAAAAUUGGAACAAAUUUCACUCAAAAAGACAUCCAUAAGCUUACCUGGGGGUCACCAGAUGGGAGGACAGUAA